Elaeis guineensis (African oil palm) is the source of this 2498-nucleotide messenger RNA. Its product is annotated as probable methyltransferase PMT21. NCBI's taxonomy places the organism in Eukaryota, Viridiplantae, Streptophyta, Magnoliopsida, Arecales, Arecaceae. Gene Ontology annotation, molecular function: methyltransferase activity. The record is from RefSeq and is a predicted model, not a curated record. Gene Ontology annotation, cellular component: trans-Golgi network; cytoplasm; endosome.
AUAAAAUGCUGCGAUUAGUUUGAGAUCCUCUGAUAUAAGCGCUCCGACCUCCGUUCUCGCUCUCCCCAUUCCCCAUCCUCUCCCUCAUCGUUGUUUGGUAGAAGGGGUAGAGAGAGAGGGAGAGAGCAGGGAGCGAAUAGAGACGGAGAGGAAGAGAGCGAUCUUGGGGGUUGUUAAUUCCAGAACAUAAAAUGAAGAACAAAGAUUCUAAGCCGGCCACUUAUCCUGAUAAAACUUCCAGGAUAGUUCCUGUGACCUUAAUGUUUAUAGUACUAUGUGGAUUCUCAUUCUAUCUUGGGGGCAUAUUUUGCUCUGAAAAGAACAGGUUUUUUAAGAAGGAUGUGACACCAGUGAUUCAGUUUCGCAAGGAAACUGCAGUGGCUCCUCUUCAAAUUAAGUCUCUUGCAUUCCCUGAGUGUAGUAGUGAUUAUCAAGAUUACACGCCAUGUACAGACCCUAAGAGAUGGAAGAAAUAUGGUAAUUACAGGCUUAGUUUCAUGGAACGCCAUUGUCCGCCAAUGACUGAAAGGAAAGAAUGCUUAGUACCUCCACCUGAUGGAUACAAGCCACCAAUCAGAUGGCCAAAGAGCAGAGAUGAGUGCUGGUACAGAAAUGUACCUUAUGACUGGAUAAACAAUCAGAAAUCAAAUCAACACUGGCUGAGGAAAGAAGGUGAAAAAUUUUUCUUCCCUGGCGGAGGCACCAUGUUUCCCAAUGGAGUUGGUGCCUAUGUUGACUCGAUGCAAAAACUGAUUCCGGGAAUGAAAGAUGGAACUAUCCGGACUGCCAUUGAUACUGGGUGUGGGGUUGCAAGUUGGGGAGGUGAUUUGUUAGACCGUGGAAUUUUAACUGUUUCUCUUGCACCUAGAGAUAAUCAUGAGGCUCAAGUACAGUUUGCCCUUGAACGUGGCAUUCCAGCAAUUUUAGGCAUCAUUUCUACUCAACGUCUUCCUUUCCCGUCCAAUUCAUUUGAUAUGGCUCACUGCUCCAGAUGCCUUAUCCCAUGGGCAGAAUUUGAUGGUAUUUACCUGCUAGAAAUACACCGGAUUCUUCGGCCUGGUGGCUUCUGGGUGCUCUCUGGACCACCUAUAAACUACGAAAACCGAUGGCGUGGGUGGAACACCACAGUACAAGAACAGAAAGCAGAUUUUGAUAAAUUAAAGAAGUUGCUAGCAAGCAUGUGUUUCAAAUUGUACAAUAAAAAGGAUGACAUUGCUGUGUGGCAAAAAUCUCCUGAUAAUAGCUGUUAUAAUCAUGGCACUCCAGCAUCUUACCCACCAAAAUGUGAUGACAGCAUGGAUCCUGAUUCGGCAUGGUAUACUCCACUCCGCUCUUGCAUAACUACACCAAGCCAAAACUUCAAGAAAUUGGGACUACAAUCUACUCCAAAAUGGCCUAAUCGGCUGCAUAUAACUCCAGAGCGUGUCUCUAUGGUUCCAAGUGGCAGCUCUGGUGGGUUCAAGCACGAUGACAAUAAAUGGAAGGUGAGGGUGAAACACUACAAGACCUUGCUUCCUGCUCUCGGAAGUGAUAAAAUUCGAAAUAUCAUGGAUAUGAAUACAUUGUACGGCGGGUUUGCAGCAGCACUUAUCAACUCUCCUGUGUGGGUAAUGAACGUUGUUUCUUCUUACGGAGUAAAUUCCCUUGGUGUGGUCUAUGACAGGGGACUGAUUGGCACCUACCAUGAUUGGUGUGAGGCAUUCUCAACUUAUCCUCGAACAUACGAUCUGUUGCAUCUUGAUGGCUUAUUUACUGCAGAAAGCCACAGAUGUGAGAUAAAGUAUGUGCUCCUUGAGAUGGACAGAAUCCUGCGACCAAAUGGAUAUGUUAUAAUCCGUGAAUCUAGCUAUUUUAUAGAUGCAGUAGCAACCAUUGCUAAAGGGAUGAGAUGGAAUUGCCAGAAACAUGACACUGAAUACAAUGUAGAGAAAGAGAAGCUGUUAAUAUGUCAGAAGAAACUUUGGUAUCCGAAGAAGAGUCAGCAAUAAGGUAGUAAGAGCCAACGAAGGCUUAGCAAAAUUCCAAGUAGAACUACACGGUAUAGAAAAUCUUCAAAUUCUUUUUAUGGAAAUAUGCAAUUCAGUGCACACUCAUUUCAUAAUUAUGAAGAUUUCCAGACAGAAGUGUCUGCUUUAUUCCCUCAGCUGGCCAAACGCAUUGUCUCAGAACACCCACAAUAGAUUACUGGAAUAAUAGUCAUUAGAUUCUGGUUGUCGUAUUCUUUAUUAAAGGACAACAAUGUUAUACUUGUAAUGUGUUAGGAGUGCAAGGCUCAUAAUCAAUUGUAUUUCACAUAUGUUUUGAUAAGUUUUGGGGAUAUUGGUUGAGGGCAAAUAAGUAUAUCAUUAGCAAAGAGCAAAAUGUUUGUUCAGACAUUAUCAGGUGUUUCUGUGUAAACUUGCGGACAUUUUCUCGAUCUUCUCCUCGGGAUUGUGAAAUAUGAACUUGAAAGCUUUCAUUGAUUACCACAAUGUAUGGAUCUAAAUUUCCUAAUUUAU